Dermacentor silvarum is the source of this 882-nucleotide messenger RNA. RefSeq names its product putative nuclease HARBI1. Bases 1 to 882 code for a protein of 293 amino acids. The record is from RefSeq and is a predicted model, not a curated record. The transcript is spliced from 2 exons. NCBI's taxonomy places the organism in Eukaryota, Metazoa, Arthropoda, Arachnida, Ixodida, Ixodidae.
AUGGCGGCGAUGGUCGACAACUUCGCGGAGUUCGUUAACUAUCUGGAGCGUCAUGAGGAACUAAUGCGUGGGGCAGCCUUUUCAUACGCGUCACCGGCACGGCGAGUGCUCAGGGAUCGCUUGAAUCCCAUGGAAGUGUACGACGACUACGAGUUUUUGUGCCGUUAUCGAUUUACAAAAAGGACCGUGCAGCAGCUGCUCGAUAGGCUGCCUCUGCGGGAGAACACCGAUGGACGUGGGUUCCCUGUGCCGCCUCUCCUGCAGCUGCUCAUCACACUGCGCUUCUAUGGAGCCGGCACGUUCCAAAUUGUGACCGGCGACCUAGUGAAUGUUUCACAGCCGACAGUGUCACGGGUAAUCGAACGCGUAUCGACUAUGAUCGCCAGAAGCCUAUUUCCUGUGCUUGUGCAAUUUCCCGCCGCUUCAAAAAUGAGCGGUGUAAUGCAAGAUUUCUAUAGAAUAGGCAAGUUUCCCGGUGUGAGUGGGUGCAUUGAUUGCACCCAUGUGCCAAUUAAGAGCCCCGGUGGUGACCACGCCGAGGUGUACCGCAACCGGAAAGGAUACUUUUCGAUAAAUGUUCAGAUGAGUGCUCGUUACAAAUAUUGCAGUGGUGGUUUGAUACGCAAACAGAAGCGGUACAUAAUGCAGCUCGUAGGAAUCACGGGGCCCGACCUACAAUUAUAUGAUGUAGUGGCUAGCUGGCCAGGGUCUGCCCACGAUAGCAGAAUUUUCGACAGCAGCCGCGCCAGAGUGCUGUACGAGACGGGUGCCAUCCCCGGUAUUCUUCUCGGAGACAUGGGCUAUGCCUGCAGGUCAUAUCUGAUGACUCCUCUCAACGAUCCUGCCCAAGGCACCCCAGACUACAGGCAAGAUAGUUUUUAA